Messenger RNA from Moneuplotes crassus, 3027 nucleotides. NCBI's taxonomy places the organism in Eukaryota, Ciliophora, Spirotrichea, Euplotida, Euplotidae. The record is from the annotation of a GenBank genome assembly.
AUGAAGAGAGGGUGAGUACUAAUCUUGUCUAUCAUUGUUGUGAUAGCUGAUGUGUGUAAGAAUGAUCUAAAGGCAGCUGAAUCACCUCUGACCUCAAGUUUUGAAAUGCCAGGGUAUACUAAUGUGUUCUUUCGUGAUAUAUUUGAUGACCAGGAAAGAGGAUUUCUGUAUUUCAUUGGCAGAUUUCAUACUUCUGCUCCUUGGACUUGACUUAUCUAUAAAUCUGAUUACAACUUGACUAAAUCUCAAGUCAUGACUUAUGAUAUAUACGAUAUGGGUAUUUCAUUAGCUAUUGAUCCUAGCAAAGAUUUCAUAUAUAUACUAGAUCUCACAACUGGGAAGAUAUUUGAGAUUGCAACUGCUGAUCUCAGCAUUUCAAGAGAGCUGAAAAUUAGUAAUGCCUCUGUUAAUAAUUCAAACUUGGAAAUAGGUAAGGGCUUCUACUUCAGCCUGAUCAUAAAUUCAGUUGUUGAAACUUGUAGGUGGGAUAGAGUAUCUACAAAUCUUGACUGAUUUACCUUUGGAGUCAAUAGACGCACAAAUUUCGCUCCAAUAAAUGAGGAUCUUUUGUUUUUUGGAUCAAUAGAUAUCUCAACCGAUCAUUACUAUUUAAUUAAUUACAAUUUCUCAGAUUCUUCUAACUUGGUCUGGAAGAAAAGUAUUAAUUGUCCGACUUCAAGCUGAUAUAACGGAAUGGGUAAUUCGCUGUUAAGUCAAGAUGAAGAAUCAGUCUAUACAGUGAUUUUGUAUGAUAAUAACUUUAUAUUUUAUAAACUGAAUGUGACUGAUGGUUCAUCUGAAAAUUCGGGAUUUAUAUUAAAUGAUAUUGGGUUUUAUUGGAGUUACUCAAUGAAGGAGUUUAGAACUUUAGUUGCCUUCCAGAUUUAUAGUACAACGUCAUCGAUACAACAACGAUUAAUUUUGGUAAAUCUUGCAGGAACAAAAAUACUGAAAGAGUAUAAACCUGUUGACUCAACACUGUAUGCUGUUGGAAAGUUCAUAUAUCAAGGAGAAGAACUCAUGUAUCAUUGUGGACGUCUGGAUACUAAUUAUACAUUUUUCAUCGCAAGGUCGCUUCCAACUAAUAUUGACCAACUGAAAGAAUUUCAAGAGGAGACUCCUAUUUUCACGAAGAUUACUACUGAUUACAAAGUAACUGCAACAACAUCAAACCCAAGUAUCAGUUCAGGUACGAAGACUCUUAUAAUUUCUUCUUCCUCGGUUAUCGGAACAAGUGAUAUAACUUCAACAAUAACUCCUUCAUUCACUUCCUCAAUAAAUUUGGGGAAUGAAGAUCACAUUCAGACAGUCAGUAGCAGCUCUUCAGUGCAAUUGAACUUCACCUGGGCUUGAUCUCGCAUGGUAGACUCAACUGAUAUCUAUUUCAGUCUAGCAAAGACUGGGUCAAAUGCUAUCCCUGAGUGGGUACAACUGGAUGCAGACAAACAAGAGCUGUACCUGAAUACAACUCCCAAGUUAGAUAAAGAAGAAACUUACUAUUUCUCUCUCCAAAUCUCUUUUGAUACCGAGACGUACUACAAAAGGUUUGAGAUUACUGUUGAAGAAUGAAUAAUUCUGAACUGUGCACUCUGAAAACUGAGAGAACCCAGCAUCUGAGAGACUUGAGCAACUGGUUAUCAAAGCUUUACUGAAGGCAAGUCUUGAACCAAGGUUACUCUUCCCGCUGGAGCUGCAAAGGCUGCUGCUGCUCUGGUCACAUCGAGUGUUGUCCUGGCGAGUGCUUCUUCUGUGUUAUCAUUGUCAUCUGUCAAUUCAAUAUUUAGUAUUAUGAAUAGUCUACAACUAGCGAUACUAUUACCUUUGGUUCCUGGCUAUUUCUCUCCUCAAGUGUUAGAUUUUCUUAGUGGAAUGGGUUUCACAAUGCUAUCUUUUGAUUUCAUCAAGUUCAAAGAUCUCCCUUUUGCACAAGAUCUUACUGACUGGGUGUCAUACCCUCAGUCUGACCAAUACUUGAACAACCUCGGAAUGAGGUCUGGAAGCUCGGUUGUCAACUAUUUAUCCCUAAUGGCUAUUAUUUUACUUAUUGUGGUUCUCCAUUUUGGAGUAUAUUUGUUGUGUGUGUGAAUUCAGAAUUCUAAGCACACAAGAUGUAAGAAGUUUAUGAAUAAUCUGUUCAAGUUCUUCACAUUCAAUAUUUAUAUCAGGGUAUUCAUUCAAGCAUUUAUGUUCACUACUUUGUCAAUAUUCAGUGAGCUAUACAAUCUUAAUCUCUCCACAACCGUGACGAAGGUAUCCUUUGGGUUGUGCGCAAUAUUCUGAUUAUGCACAAGUGUGUUGUUUCUUCUGUCUUUCUAUAUGUAUUGUAAGUCAUUUCCGAAGAUUGAUGAGGAAAAGUAUUGGCCAUGCGUUGAGUACUUCAAUGGAGUGAAAUCAACAAAUUUCUCCAAGCUCUAUACUAGUUUAUUUAUGAUUCUGAGAUUGCUACUUUGAGGAUUACUAGUUUUUGGGGAAACAAUUUCUCCAUCUACAAAGGCAACUUACUUUUAUCUAUUAAACAUUGGAUUUUGCUUAUACUUGAUUAUUGUGAGGCCACUUGAAAAUCCUCAGGACAACAUUAUAGAGAUCAUAAAUCAGAUAAUUUUCUGCUGUUUAGCUGUUCCUUUAUCUUGGCUAAACACGGAGGAAGCCUGGACUCCAUUUUACGAACGGUACUACACAACGAUAUUCAUGGUGUCUCCAGCUAUAGGAAGCAUAAUUUGACUAGGAUUCCUAUUAAAAUCAAUACUAGUUCGUUUUUGAAAGAAAGAACCAAAGAAAAAUCAACAAGCUGUCGCUCCAAAGAAGGCAUCAUCAACCCAAAGAGUUUCAAAUAAUCAAGAAACUCCAGCGAUCAUCCAGACUCAAUUUAUAAAUCAAGCCUCCUCAAGCAUGAGUAGAAGUAGCGCUGUCAUAUUUGAUCGUCAGACUCCUCAAAAUCUUUCCAACAGAAUCUUCUACCCAAGAAGAGUUCCUAUGAGAAGGAAAUUAAAUGGCAGAACUUAAUUAUUUUAACAAUCUCUCAAUUGU